Molecule: messenger RNA, 1972 nt
Organism: Archocentrus centrarchus (flier cichlid)
Lineage: Eukaryota; Metazoa; Chordata; Actinopteri; Cichliformes; Cichlidae
Gene: slc35g2b
Product: solute carrier family 35 member G2b
Exons: 2
Coding region: 310-1560 (416 amino acids)
Cellular component (GO): membrane
Source: RefSeq, a predicted model, not a curated record
CUCCUUCAACUUCAUCAUCAUCAGCAUCAUCAUCAUCAUCACACGCCUCGGCAACAGCAGCUUCGGCUUCAUCAGAGGCAGAAGCAGUGCCCGUCGACUGUGUGGAGAACGAAUAACCAAAGCAGCCCGCAUCUUUAUAAAAGGUGCUCCACUUGAGGCGGAAGAUGGGGAAAUGGCAGUUCCAGAUGACUGAAUGUAAGGACCAAGAAAUCCGACAAAAUCUUCAUUUAUGACAAAACCCCGGAUCCGUGCACCAAUAGGAACUUCAUUUAAAGAACAAAAGAUUGCCCCAUUUGACGCCUAGAAAACAUGGAUAUAUCGUCAUCUUCGCUUCAGUAUGGAUCAAAAAAGCGGGUUAAGAUUCACCCAAACACAGUGACAGUGAAAUAUGCCACUCACUUCCCUCAGCCUGGCGAUGAGGGCUAUGAUGAUGCACCCUCUUUUGAGGACUUUGGCGCCUUCGCUGAAGCCAAUGUGGGAAAGAGACUGGUGUCAGACAGCAAAGGUGGCAGGACUUUCUUUGGAACCAUGGAGACCCAACCUAAGCAGCCAAGUGUGCAAAGAGACAAGGGCGUUGAGGGGCAGCUGGCCAGCUUCGGCGAGGCAAAUGUGUUGGCCUCCAGGGUGACCUGGAUGGCCUUGUUUGGAGCAGCAGUGGCUCAUGGUUGUGUGGCACUGAUUACUCGUUUAGCAGCUGACCGCUCUAAAGUUCCCUCUCUUGAGCUGCUCUUUAUCCGCUCUGUGAUCCAAGUGCUGUCCAUCCUGGUGGUCUUCUACUACCAUGAGGCCCCCUUUGGCCCUAAGGGCUAUCGACUGCGUCUCUUCUUUUAUGGUGUCUGCAAUGUAAUCUCAAUCACCUGCGCCUACACAUCCUUUGCCAUAGUACCACCCAGCAAUGGCACUAUCAUGUGGCGUGCCUCCACCACAGUCUUCAGUGCAAUACUAGCCUUCCUACUGCUGGAUGAGAGGCUGGGCUACACAGAUGUGGUCACCGUGGUAGGAAGCGUGUUUGGCCUGUGCCUGGUUAUGGUGCCAAAUGUAGCAGAUGAGGAAAAAUCCAGGCUGGGGUUUUGGAAGGAGGCCUUUGGCUACACAAUGACAGUGAUGGCUGGAAUGACCGCUGCCCUCUCCAUGAUCGUCUACAGGGCCAUUAAGGAGCGCGUCAGCAUGUGGACGGCACUCUUUACAUUCGGCUGGACGGGCACAGUUUGGGGUGCCUCCACCAUGUUUAUCAUGCAGGAGCCCAUCAUUCCUCUGGAUGCGGAGACCUGGGGCUAUUUAAUUGGGAUUUGUAUCUGCUCCACUGUGGCAUUUCUCGGAGUCUACUAUGCUCUAAAUAAGUUUCAUCCAGCCUUAGUUAGCACCGUGCAGCACCUAGAGAUUGUGGUUGCCAUGUUUCUCCAGCUCAUCGUUUUGAGAAUGAUCCCCUCUGUCUAUGACGUCAUUGGGGGCCUAGUCAUCAUGAUUAGUGUGUUUACUCUGACAGGAGUCAAGCUGUACAGGGUAAGCAGAGCUAUUCGUCAGGAUUAUCAAGAGAUCCUGGACUCGCCCAUCAAAUGAAUUUAGGUGUCAGUCUAAUUGUUUACAAUGUUGCUUGGUCGUGCAAUUUAAAGAAUGUCUGGAUCGUCAUCUGAUGAUUUUGCAUUGUUGUGUUGUCAAACGAGUGCCAGUUGUGUAACUAAUAAAAAAUUGUGUCUUAAUAUUUGUGUGUGAAAUAAAAAAAACAAAAACAAAUAUAACAUUGUGACCACUUUCCUCCACUAGUACUGCUUUAAUGUCUAAUUCAUUGUGUCUCUGGCCAAAAUGUGUGCUUUGCCAUGCGCUAACAUUUGAAAUCAAAUUGACAAUAUGGAAUCUGGUCUUGUGAAUGUCAGUGUAAAAUCAGCAAAGGUGUGGUGUAUGUCUGUAAAGAUCAGCCCAUAAAUGAUUCGUAUCACAUAAAAGAUAAGAACAUUAAAUACAACCCACCUUU